AUGAAGCAUAAAGGUAUCACCGGGGUUUGUUACGGCCGGAACGGCAACAAUCUCCCGACGCCGGCAGAUACAGUAGCUUUAUACAAAACCAACAAUAUCGACGCAAUCCGUAUGUACGAGCCCUUCGCUGACAUGCUCGAAGCCCUCCGUGGCUCAGGUCUCUCCGUCGCGUUUGGUCCACGAAACGAAGAAAUCCAAUCCCUAGCCCAAGAUCCAGCCGCCGCAACAAAUUUCGUCGCCACCUGGAUCACACCUUACCAAAACGACGUCACAAUCAAAUGGAUCACAAUCGGUAACGAAGUCUUCCCCGGAUAAAUCGCUCCAUUCGUCGCCGCCGCGAUCAGAAACGUCAACGCCGCGCUAACGAAUUCCGGCGUCACAGGAAUCUCCGUCACAACGGUUUUAGCUAUGAACGCGUUGACCAAUUCAUAUCCACCUUCAGCUGCAACAUUCCUCCCAGAUCUAACCGAGAUCAUGACGGAGAUUUCAUCGAUACUCUCUCAGACGAAUUCGCCUCUCAUGACCAAUAUCUACCCGUACUUAAAAAAUUUCAAUCAGAUUUAA
Molecule: messenger RNA, 564 nt
Organism: Arabidopsis lyrata subsp. lyrata
Lineage: Eukaryota; Viridiplantae; Streptophyta; Magnoliopsida; Brassicales; Brassicaceae
Product: probable glucan endo-1,3-beta-glucosidase BG1
Exons: 2
Biological process (GO): carbohydrate metabolic process
Cellular component (GO): plasma membrane
Molecular function (GO): hydrolase activity, hydrolyzing O-glycosyl compounds
Source: RefSeq, a predicted model, not a curated record